GGAUAUGGUAAUGGUCUUCCUCAUCCUCUUGAUCUGAAGUGGGACAUGCCCGGAUGCAUUGGCUGUGAUGAAGCCAAAGAAGGGGUUUGUGGAUUCAAAGACAAGACUCAAUCUAAUGAGACUACAUGUUACUAUAAUAAGUGCAAUGAAGGUGCGAGCCUAGUCUACUUUGUUAUCUUAGUAGCAUCAUUGAUUAACUUGAAGUUCUAUCACUCGUGGAAGUUAGAAAGGUGGAAAGAUAUAUAGAGAGAACCGGCUCAAGGUUGCAAAAUUUCUGGAGGAUUAUAAAUCACUGAAGCCCACAAUACUCUUAUGCUGAUCUGAAAAGGAUGACCAAACAAUUCAAAGACAAAUUAGGUCAAGGAGCAUAUGGAAAUGUUUACGAAGGAAUGCUUGUGAACGGAAAUCUGGUUGUGGUGAAGAUCCUACAAAAUUCAGGGGGAGAUGGAGAAAACUUCAUUAAUGAAGUGGGUACCAUUGGUAGGAUUCACCACAUUAAUGUGGUUCUUCUUCUGGGCUUCUGCAUUGACAACUUGAAGCGUGCACUCAUCUAUGAAUCCAUGCCAAACGAAUCAUUAGAAAAUUUCAUUUUCUCAGCAGACGCCAAAAACCCUUUGCUAAGUUGGGAGAAGCUUAAAUAUAUUGCAAUUGGCAUUGCUAGAGGGAUAGAGUAUCUUCACCAAGGAUGUGACCAACGCAUCCUUCAUUUUGAUAUCAAACCUCACACUAUAUUGCUAGACCAUAACUUUAAUCCUAAGAUGUCUGAUUUUGGGCUAGCAAAGUUAUGCUCCAAGGGACAGAGCAUUGUAUCAAUGACUACUGCCAGAGGAACCAUGGGUUACAUUGCACCUGAAGUGUUCUCUAGGAACUUUGGAAAUGUUUCGUACAAGUCAGAUAUUUACAGUUUCGGAAUGUUGUUGCUAGAAAUGGUUGGAGGAAGGAAGAACAUUUAUGUUAUGGUGGAAAACACCAGUCAAGUGUACUUUCCUGAAUGGAUUUAUAAUCGUCUACAUCAUGGGGAAGAGCUGGGAUUCAACAUCGUUGUAGUUGAAGAUGGGAAUAAAGCAAAGAAACUAACAACUGUGACACUCUGGUGCAUACAGUGGUACCUGGGUGAUCACCCUGCUAUGAACAGUGUGGUCCAAAUGAUAGAAGGAAGCAUGGAAAGCUUGAUGAUGCCACCAAAUCCUUUUGCCUCCUCUGCUCCUCCAAAUGUUGACACAACUACCCCUGAGAUAACCCAUGUGGCAAACUUAACAACUAUAGCAGAACUUGAAGAAGGGAAAGAAGAUAUUUCUUGACAUCAACCUCCAAACUUAUGUCAUUAAGAGUGUUUGCUAUAUUAUAUGUUUGUGAUGGUCUCCAUUUCUAUCUCUUAUCCAUUAAAUUGAAGUCCAUUAGAAUAAGCACAAUGUUGUGUUUC
Messenger RNA from Magnolia sinica, 1423 nucleotides. Its product is annotated as rust resistance kinase Lr10-like. The coding region runs from base 330 to 1301 and encodes 323 amino acids. Gene Ontology annotation, molecular function: ATP binding; protein kinase activity. The record is from RefSeq and is a predicted model, not a curated record. Lineage: Eukaryota; Viridiplantae; Streptophyta; Magnoliopsida; Magnoliales; Magnoliaceae. Gene Ontology annotation, biological process: protein phosphorylation. The transcript has 2 exons.